Molecule: messenger RNA, 2244 nt
Organism: Tigriopus californicus
Lineage: Eukaryota; Metazoa; Arthropoda; Copepoda; Harpacticoida; Harpacticidae
Gene: Cbp53E
Product: calbindin-32-like
Exons: 13
Coding region: 391-1317 (308 amino acids)
Biological process (GO): regulation of long-term synaptic potentiation; regulation of presynaptic cytosolic calcium ion concentration
Cellular component (GO): nucleus; cytosol; terminal bouton
Molecular function (GO): calcium ion binding
Source: RefSeq, a predicted model, not a curated record
GCGUGCUUUAAUGGAACACCAAGUUUGUUUUGGUUUCAGUUCAACUUUUGAGGUUGGGUGUUGCAUUGGAACAGAAACUACCUUUCUACCAUCAGCAGAUUUUUUUGACUGCAUUUUGUCACCAUCAAUUCAACAAAACCUUCCUUUAGUGCCCCAUGAAAUAACUAAGCGAAACUUUACUACUCUCUUACAUUCGUCUGGGAAGUGCUUUCUGGUUUAACCUGUUGACAAGUCUUUCAGUUCGGUCCCGUCUUUUGUUGAGAGCAGUCGCAACAUUUUGUUGUUCCUGAUCCUUUCAAACGGCCGGUCUGAGUGUGUUGUGUUGUGUAAGUGGUCGCGUGGCUGCUUAAGAUUCCCUUCAUUUAACCGCCGAAACAUCUCAAAGUCCAAAUGAAGGGUGAGGGAAGCGCAAAAGAGUGUGGAAAAUCGGGAACCUUGGAUUCGUGCAAUUUUAUGCGCCAAUUCAGAGACUUGGAAUCACGCGAGCUAAAACAACUCACAGCAGCUCAGUUCAUGGAAGUGUGGGAUCAUUACGAUGAUGAUGGUAAUGGAUUCAUUGAAGGGACUGAACUAGACAGCUUUCUCAGAGAGUUUGUGUCCUCGGUCAAUCAGACGGACUGUGGCCCAGAGGUUGUAUCGGAUGUCAUGUUGCUGGAGCUUAGAGAGUGUUUUCUCGAAGCCUAUGAUGACAACCAAGACGGAAAAAUUGAAAUUCGUGAACUUGCUCAAUUGCUCCCAAUGGAAGAAAACUUCUUGUUGCUCUUCCGCUUUGACAAUCCGCUGGAUUCGAGUGUGGAAUUCAUGAAGCUGUGGCAUCAGUACGACGCCGAUGGGAGUGGUUCGAUUGAAGCGGAUGAACUGAAGAACUUCCUUCGUGAUUUGCUUCGAGAAGCCAAAAAGAGCCAAGAAGUGACUGAGGAUCAACUAAUUCAAUACACCGAUACAAUGCUACAAGUGUUCGACUCUAACAAAGAUGGAAAAUUACAGCUCUCCGAAAUGGCCAAAUUGCUUCCCGUCAAAGAGAAUUUUUUAACUCGCCAGGUUUUCAAGGGCUCCACCAAGUUGACGAAAGAAGACAUUGAACGAGUAUUUGCCCUAUAUGAUCGGGAUGGAAAUGGUACCAUCGAAAAUGAAGAGUUGAGAGGAUUUCUCAAAGAUCUUUUGGAACUCGUCAAAAAGGAUUACGAUACAAAAGAUUUGAUCGAUUUUGAGGAUACAAUCAUGAAAGGCUGCGACUUCAAUCGCGACGGAAAGAUAUCGAAGAAAGAGCUCACGAUGAUCUUGCUGGCUCUUUCGAAACAAGCCGGAGAAGAUUGAGAAUCCUCAAAUCAAAGAAAACCCAAAUAAUAUUAUUAUAAGAUUUAGAAAAGCAUUUGAUUUUGGUCUUACGGAAAAUGCAAGAGGAUUGGCAAACCCCAAUUUUCAGUUCAGUUUAGGCUUAAAAAAGUGAACAAAUAUUUCUUUAAACUUUGAGGAUGAUUUGGUGCGAAAAAAACACCAUUUUUUCUGGAGAAAAGCUGCAUCUGCAAUUUGCAACCAGUCCAAUCAAUGAAAUCUUAGAGCAUCCAAAAUUUUGGUUAAUUACGUUAAGACGGGGUCCAGAAAAAGAACAGUCUGGAUUUUCCAACCUCUCAGGCCUUUAUUACUCCAAUGAUUCUUUCGACAAAUUGUUAAGGGAGAGACAUAAAAUCCUCAAAGUAAGGGUAAUGUUGCUAAUUUUUGUGCAAACUUAACUUAUGAUUGAUAUCUCUGCAAAAAUUAAGAAACAUAUACGAAGAAAAGAGUCAUUUCGUGCGUUUCAAAAGAAUUUUUCGAAUCUGCGAUUACGUUAGGAUAAGGUAUUUUCCCCAAUUCCCCCUUUCAAUCGAACUUGCAAUUGGGGAUUCAAAUCAAACUUCAAUUAUCUGUUAUCCCACGCUAUAUCAACUUUGUUUUUUCGAAUCACUUAUAAAGUGCUCUGAUUUCCAUUUAAUGAAUUCCAUUAAGUAAUUGAGAUCCAACAAACAACCAUAACAUCUAGUCUCAUAACAACAAACUAUUGAAUGUUUAAAAUUGGUCAAUUGGUCAAUGCCAGUAAUGACGUUUUGCUACUUUUGUCUUUUUCAAUCAUUUAGAGAGGUCAUCGCUGUAAACAUUGGCCGUUCAAAAACAUUCUUCUCGAAACUAAAUUUAUUCCUCUUGUUAUCCUGUCAUGCUUUUGAAUCUGUGUUGCCAAAUACAUCGUUUUGAAUUCCUCCUGAAGAA